AUGGCGGUUUCGCCCAACAACAAUACCAACCACAUAUUCAAUGCAAUUCAUUCAUCGAUGCGCCAAUGGGGCUCCUCCCUCAAUCAUAAUGGCAUGUCCUUCUUCCUCGCCUCCGUCCCUGAAGGAACAACCCUCUAUCACGGAUCUUCUCGCCCAAAUACUCUCGUCGAUAUCGGAUGGAUGGCAUUCGAUCCCGAGCAUGCCUUAGUAUUUGCCCGACCACCGCACCACCCGAAACAUCCUCCCCACGAUGAGCGAGCUCAACAGAAAGUUGUGGUGUCGAAGCACGGGGAUUCAAUGGAAGACCACGCAGGUUGGCUUCAUACGUACCAAACUAUCAAGGAACUGAGACUUGUGUAUGUCGAUGGGAUGUCGGCUGGAAAGUCACAUAUUGGAACGCUGGAUUCCCAGGAUCGCAUCCUUUUCAACGAUACCAUCCCGUAUGGCGGCGUUAGCCAGGAAACCGAGCGUUCAAAGGCAGUCUGUCGGAUCUCAGCUGAGGAAUGGGACAAUCGGAUUGAUGGUGUCAUCCGCAUGGCUGGUGGAUUCGAGAUCAUACUCUGUGCACCAGAGGAGAACUUGGUCGCGGAACGAGUGACAAAGUCCCGAAUUCACAAGCCGAAGCACCAUGAAAAUCACAAGCCAAAGCAAGGCAAGCCGGACGAGCUUCUACGUGUUGUGACUUCAAGAUACAACGGAAUUGGAGGAGAUCGCGUGAAGGUCAACUAUGACCACUUUGUCUCUGUAUACGAUAGUGAUCUCAAUGUCUUUCCAGCAAACAGCACACACAGCACACGCCCUCGACUGGCACAUCUGUCCAAAGCAUCGAUCCAGAAGAUCAGACGGCGGCUUACAGACCUGGUUAUGGAUUACGAUGUACACGGAAAGGUCAACUGGCGGGCUGUUGCCGAUAUGACCGUCCAGCAAUACGGACGCCGUCUACCAGAUCUAGUCUCCUCUCCUCGUUUCAGAACCAUGGAGUCGCUGAAAGCAGAGAUUGCACAAAUAUGGGAGUCGUUUAUCGACUUGGAUUAUUCCAGUCCGGAAGUUGAAAUCCAACGCUGCACAAACCGAUUCAUUCCACAUGCUGCUCCUAAAACCUCGCUAGCCCAUAACGUGACCCAUACCAUCAACGAGCAGAUCUGCUCUACGCUCGCAACGGUUCUGUAUGACGAUCAUAAUUAUGUAGUUGCAGUUGGUCGUCUUCAAGAGCUGAUGGAUUAUCUUUCUUGGACUGUAUGGAAGGAAUGUCGCGAUUGCCGGGAUGAUGAGUUUUGUGCUAUUCCGAUUUGGCCUCAAGGGUCGUUGGAGGAUUAUGAGGAUCCGAGAUGUCAGCGGUAUGAUUCUGCGUAUGCUGGGGAAAGUGAUUACUGGGGACCUAUCUUUCAUUGA
Messenger RNA from Aspergillus glaucus CBS 516.65, 1392 nucleotides. RefSeq lists its product as uncharacterized. The transcript has a single exon. The coding region runs from base 1 to 1392 and encodes 463 amino acids. NCBI's taxonomy places the organism in Eukaryota, Fungi, Ascomycota, Eurotiomycetes, Eurotiales, Aspergillaceae. The record is from RefSeq and is a predicted model, not a curated record.